This is a messenger RNA of Psammomys obesus (fat sand rat), 4240 nucleotides long. RefSeq names its product interleukin 6 receptor (gene Il6r). The coding region runs from base 220 to 1605 and encodes 461 amino acids. The record is from RefSeq and is a predicted model, not a curated record. Gene Ontology annotation, molecular function: cytokine receptor activity; protein binding. Lineage: Eukaryota; Metazoa; Chordata; Mammalia; Rodentia; Muridae. Gene Ontology annotation, biological process: cytokine-mediated signaling pathway. The transcript has 10 exons. Gene Ontology annotation, cellular component: external side of plasma membrane; membrane.
GGCACCGGUUCCUCAAACGUUUCGCGGUUGCCAGGGCGGCCCGCGGCUCCGCGUCACGUGCGAGUGGGAAGUCGCGCCGUCGCCGAGCUGAGCCGCUCGGGGCCCAGCGCUCUCAGAGCGAGCUGAGCGCGGGGUCAGAGCGAACUGAGCGCCGGGCCGCCGGCCACUGCCCUCUGCCGCCCGCCGCCCUCCCGCCCCGCCCCGGCUGCGGAGCCGAACAUGCUGGCCGUCGGCUGUGCGCUGCUGGCCGCGCUGCUGGCCGCGCCUGCGGUCGCGCUGGUCGUCGGGAGCUGCCACCCUCUGGAGGUGGCAAAUAGUACGGUGACGAGCCUGCCAGGGGCCACUGUUGCCCUUACCUGCCCCGGGAAGGAAGCAGCAGGCAAUGUCACCUUUCAUUGGGUGUACUCUGGCUCACAGCACAGACGGUGGACUACCACGGGAAACACCCUGGUUUUGAGGGCAGUGCAGCUCAGCGACACUGGCGACUAUUUCUGCUUCCUGGAUGAUCACCUGGUUGGGACUGUGCCCUUGCUGGUGGAUGUUCCUCCAGAGGAGCCCAAGCUCUCCUGCUUCCGGAAGAACCCUCUCGUAAAUGCUAUUUGUGAGUGGCAUCCGAGCAGCACCCCUUCUCCAACCACGAAGGCUGUGCUGUUUGUGAGGAAGAUCAGCACCAACAAUGCAAAGAAUGAAUUCCAGGUGCCCUGCCAGUAUUCGCAGGAGCUCAGAAGCUUCUCCUGUCAGGUGGAAGUCUUCGAGGGUGAGAAAGCUCACCACGUAGUGUCCCUGUGCGUGGCGAACAGCAUGGGAAGAAAGUCCAGCCGCAGUGUGGCGUUUCAGAGCAUGAAGAUUGUGAAACCUGACCCACCCGCCAACCUUGUGGUGUCAGCCAUACCUGGAAGGCCUCGAUGGCUCAAUGUCAGCUGGCAAGACCCGGCAUCCUGGGACACGCGGUACUACUUGCUGCGGUUUGAGCUUCGAUAUCGCCCUGUGUGGUCAAAGACAUUCACAGUGUGGCUGCUCCCGGUGACCCAGCAUCAGUGCAUCAUCCAUGACGCCUUGAGAGGGGUGAAGCAUGUGGUGCAGCUCCGAGGGAAGGAGGAGCUGGAUACUGGCCAGUGGAGCGAGUGGUCCCUGGAGGCCACGGGCACUCCGUGGAUAGAACCCAGGAGCACUCCCGCAGGGAUCCUCGGGAACCCCACUCAGAUUUCGGAUGAAGACUAUUUCUAUGAGGAUGACGAAUAUUGGUACAGAAAUUCUAUGGAAACAACAAACAGCCCGGCUUCAGUGCAAGAAUCUUCCUCCAUAUCCCAGCCCACGUUCCUGGUAGCCGGAGGAAGCCUGGUGUUUGGGUUGCUCCUCUGUGUCUUCAUCAUCCUGAGGCUCAAGAAGAUGUGGAAGUCACAGGCUCUGAAGGAAAGCAAGACGAAGUCUCCCCCGAUGUUUUCCCUGGGACAGCUGAAGCCGACCUUCCUCCUGCUUCCUUUGCUCAUACCAGCGAGGUCCCACAGCAGCUCUGGGUCUGACAACACCUUAAGCCACAGCUGCCUGGGUGUGAGGGAUGCAGCUUUUGACACCAGCAACACAGACUACUCAUUCCCCAGAUAGCAUGUGGAUGGGACCUUGGCAGCUGGCACGGUACCGGUACUUGGGGAGAUCAGCACAGACUCUUCCCACUGCCAUUCCUGUUCCAGGGUUGGGGGUGGGGGCGGGGCUGAGCUUUGCUAUCCCAGGAGAGCCUUGCAAAGGUUCUGCGUGGUGAAGCCUGGUGUGCUGCGCAGGCGCAGAUGGAAGGGUUGCGAGGACCACAGCCAGCAUGAAGAGAGCCUUCGAGGGCUGGCUGCGGAGAGGUGCUCCUGUCUCCACUCCUGCUGGUGGUUGGCGAGCUGCACCCUCGGGAUAGCCUCAGGGAACGGUGCCAAGGUCUGCCGGGCUGCCUAGCGCAGGCUCCCGCCCCAGCCUAGCUUUCAGUUUGAACUUUAUAAUCCAAGCGCCUUUGACAUUCUCUUUUCCUAGGCCAGCAAGGCCGGGGAGGAAGGAAGCUCAUUCCUGCUUUCCUUCUUAAUGCCCGGAAAGCGGCUGUCGAAGCCACUUGUGGUGGCUGCUGUCUCAGGGCCGGAUGGUUUUAAGUGGAAUGACAGUUCCUCACAAGCGUCUUUCAAAUGUGAACGGUGAUCCUAGGCACUGCUGACUGCAGGGGUUUACUCCUUUGAUCUCAGGACUUGAGGAGCAGAGAAGCAGAAAGAGCUAGAAGAGGGCGGGUGCCCACGGUCCGUGUUGUACCUGAGGGAGACACAGCCUCUGAAAACAUGUUCUCUGUCCCCCUGCCCUCAGCGGAGACAGCACAGAGGCCCAGAGAAUAGCUCCUCCACUCCAAGCUUGCCCAUACUGGUUUCAGCUGGACUUGAGCUACUAGGAAAGAUGACACUCACACAGAAAGAAAACUCUCACUGGCGAGAAGGCACUUGGAGUUUGCUUCUUAGAGAACCGUUGGCUGUUCUCUUUCCAUGCUGGAAGGUCACUGCUCUCUGCAAGCUGGGGGACCCCUGCGGGGUGAGUGCGCAAUCAAGUCAAGUGAAAAUCGAGAAGAAGGACUGUUUCCUAUCACAGAAACGACUUUGGUUUCGUUUUCUUUUCUUUUUUUCUUUGUCUUAAAAGGCAUAAAAAUAGUCUGUGUGUACUCUGCUUCAGGGAAUGAGCCAUUGUGAAUGCUCCCCAGGCUUAGGCAGGAAGGGUGUUUGCUUCCUGCUGCUUCUCACUGCCACCUCAGUUCAGUGGCCCUGAAGCAAGGGUUGCCUCAGUAGCUUUGCCCUGGGCCUCUGAGAAUCCAGCGGUGUUAGUGGUGACCCAGGAGACCACAGAGUGGCGCUGUGAUUAAGGGAGCUGGGCAGCUAAGAGCCCCUGACAUUUUCCAUGUCACAGAACUUUGCUGGUAGCUUACCUUUCCAGAAAAUGGCACAGCAGAGCACAAAGGCUGUCACAUCGUGGGGUCUGCUGGCCAGCUCUGAAGGGCCACCAACCAGAGCUGGUAGUUAUUUCUUUUUGAGCUUUGUACAUUUCAGGGUCUGUUGCUCGUGGUUGUCUUAGAAAAGCGCUGUUAAAUGGACAACAAUCGAGCAGGUUUUGUUUUUUUUUUUUCUUCUUUAUUAAGUUUCUGGGACUCAAGAGUAACAACAACAACAAAAUGCUGUGAAAGGGAAAUAUUAGAAUUAGUGUUUUGCAGGGGAGAGGUGACUGUGCCCACGCACAGUUCUUCAGUUCUUCACAUGGCUUUGCCCGCACGCUGUUGCCAAAGCCAGGCAGAGCAGGCUGGCGGAAGAUUGAAAUCCAGAUAGCUCAUUAUCUCUGAAAGCUAGGGAGCUUUGAUCUCCACGUUGUUAUUGCUUUCACUAUUAUUGUAACAGCACAGCCUCCCCCCACCCCCCGCCCCUUAUCAAAAGGUGCUUUUUCCUUUUGACUUUUCAUAAGCUAAUGUCAGGGAAAUGUGUUUCCUCUGGGCCCCAGGCUUGCUGCGGUACACAGGUGUAUGCCCUCAGCUGCUUCUGGCCUCAAAUCUGUGCCAGCUGAAUGGGUGUCCCCAUCCUUUGGGCAUUCUUCAUGGAGUUUCUGCAGCCCACAGGCUGCUUGUUAGCAGUGACAUCAUCAUUAACACACCGCGUCAGACACCCGGCAGCCAGAUGUGCAGGGUCCCGGAGGAGCAGAACACACCGGCUCAGGUUCUAAGGUGAUCUUUGGUUCUUAUGGCAUUAGUAAAAUAGCUUUAGGAUAUUUCAAGGGAGAAGCCUUGGCCACCCCCACGAUGUUUGGUGACAGUGCUUUCUCUCUGAGGUGUCACAUUUACACCCUCUCCCCUGGCUGGAAGUUCACCCUGAAUCUGGCCUAUGUCUCUGAAGUCUCAGGAGAAAGGGAACUAGUGUGGGGUUGGGUUGUGUGGAGAGGAGUGCAGCAGGGUGGCCAGGGUUGGCCGCAGUGGCAGCUUUAGGAGUGCCCGGCUGCCUGGGUUCUGAGCUGCAGGGUUUCCUAGCCACUGUUGGUGGCUGACCUCGUUGGGAAGGCUUCAUUCUCACACUCAACUGCGGGUGGAGGUGGUGAGAAAUGUGUUUUCAUCUGGAGAGGCAGGAGCAUCCCAAGAGCCUUUUCCAUGCUCCAGCCUGCUGCUGGAGAUGGUGUGUGGAGGGGGCAGGCCAGCUGGCUCAGGCCCUAGGGCUGGUAACUGUCUACCAAUGGUCUCUCCAGCCUGUAG